CUCCUAUACCACCUUCAAGAGCCCCUCAAACCAACGAAAGUAUGGCUAUUGUCAAGUGCACCAACCAAGCCUGCGAGAAAGAGUUUGACGAGGAGAAGAAGGAGGAGGGGACUUGUGCUUAUCAUCCCGGAGGACCUGUUUUUCAUGAGGGUUUAAAGUCAUGGUCGUGUUGCAAAGACACCAACAAGCCUGUGCUCGAGUUUGACGCCUUCAUGAAGCUCCCACCUUGUACAACCGGUACCCACACAUCCGCCCCUCGCGCCGCACCUUCCGCCCCCGCCCAAAAGCCAGACACUGCCAACUCCGCCCCCGCUAUGACGAGCUCCAAGGACGGUGUCGAGACGUACGGCUCCGGCCCUAAAGCAGUUGACCAGGCGCCUGUUCUCCCCGUCCCUGCGCCUGCGCCCGCCCCUGCCCCUGCCCCUGCAGCGGCCAUAGUGGGAGGUGAGAAGAAGGGAGCGGCAGAGGAGAAGAAGGAAGUGAAAGAGGAGGAGGAUGACCUUUCGUUGCCCGUGCCCGAAGGUGCGAGGUGUAGAAGGACGGCUUGUGGGGCCGCUUGGGAGGGGGAGGAGGUUUCGAGAGGGGAGGGGGAGAAGGCUACUUGUCGGUACCAUCCCCAAUCUGCGGUCUUCCAUGAAGGAUCGAAAGGGUACCUGUGCUGCAAGCGGAGGGUGUUGGAGUUUGACGAGUUCAUCAAGAUUAAGGGCUGUAAGGAGGGCAAGCACCUUUUUGUGGGCCAGAAAAAGGACGAGACCAAGGAAGAAUUCGUAGACUGUAGAGUCGAUCACUAUCAGACACCUACACAAGUGCACGUAUCUGCAUUUGCCAAAAACGCCGACAAGCAGCUGUCCAAAGUCACAUUCACCGACACGACCCUUCACCUCUCGCUCCAUCUCCCCUCCCUCCGCCGUAUCGAAAAGACCAUCACCCUGUACGGCCCCAUCUCCCCUGCCGACUCGUCCUACCGCAUCCUCGGCACCAAGGUUGAGAUCACCCUCACAAAGCCCAAAGCCGCGAGCUGGCCAGUGUUGGAGCUGCCCCCGGCGGGUACAGAGCUGCCGCCUGGGUAUGCACUGACUUUCGGGGUGAGGGGCAGGACGGGAACGGUAGGCGGGAAAGAGAUCGUUCUAGCGGAAGAAGAGGUCGGGAAGAGGGCCUAGUGCAGUGAAGCCGGUGGCCGGUGGAGCCGGGUGGACGGGAAGAGUGGAGGUUUGGGGUGGAGGUAUAACGAUGACAAGCAUGGAAGAGUGAAGCGGACAUGGAAUGCAAUCUCAUCCCUCUGAAGCGGACACGAGCAACAAGGGUCGAGGUGUAAACAUAGGGAUGUGUACGACAUGAUGCCCCUUUUUGUAAGGGUAGAGUCGGAGAGCCUGCAGGACACAUGAUGUACCGAAAGAGUAUGUCGCCCGAAAAAUGGGGUGAGUCGAAUGAGUGACGGGAGUGUGACGGUGUUCAGGCCAAGCGAGUGAAAGAGACAAAGCCGACCGCAAAGAAGAGAUGAGAUCUCUUUUUGCACAAGAUUCCAGUAAAAGGAGUAAGGUUAAGCGAAGAUUGAUCAAAAAAAAAGUAUACGUACUCUUUGUGGUAAGAGUUACUCACCCGAAGAACCCAUGCGUCAGAUUCCGACAGAACAGAGAUC
Cryptococcus amylolentus CBS 6039 is the source of this 1639-nucleotide messenger RNA. RefSeq lists its product as hypothetical. The transcript has 7 exons. The record is from RefSeq and is a predicted model, not a curated record. Lineage: Eukaryota; Fungi; Basidiomycota; Tremellomycetes; Tremellales; Cryptococcaceae. Bases 42 to 1160 code for a protein of 372 amino acids.